GGGUGUGAGGCUGUGUGUUCAAAGGAAUCAUUUCUCGUUCACCUCUCUCUUUCACUUGGUUUUUUUUUUACUAAAUUGUAUACAUACAUAUAUACAACCCCACUUUUGUAUCUAGCUAGCUUUUGUUGGAUCUUCUUUGUUGGUAUGAACUCAUCACAAGCAAAGUUUGCCUUUGGGAUCCAUGAAGGAUGAUUGAUGGCUUUAAGUUUGUGUCAUCAUCCCCAAGUUUUAUGAUGGAUGAGAGUAUGUCCAAUUUGACUUCUGCAUCUGGUGAAGUAAGUGCUUCUUCUGGUGCAAGAAUUGAAAUUGGUUCUGGGUAUGCAGAGGCACCACCAGCAAAGAAGAAAAGAAGUUUACCAGGAAACCCAGACCCAGAUUCAGAAGUGAUAGCUUUAUCUCCAAAGAGUCUCUUGGCAACAAACAGAUAUGUGUGUGAGAUCUGUAACAAAGGGUUUCAGAGAGACCAGAACCUUCAGCUUCAUAGAAGAGGACACAACUUGCCAUGGAAGCUAAAGCAAAGAUCAAACAAAGAGGUGAUCAGCAAGAAAGUUUAUGUGUGCCCAGAAACAUCAUGUGUGCACCAUGACCCUUCAAGGGCUCUGGGAGACCUCACUGGGAUCAAGAAACACUUUUGCAGAAAGCAUGGUGAGAAGAAGUGGAAGUGUGAAAAGUGCUCAAAGAAAUACGCUGUUCAAUCAGAUUGGAAAGCUCACUCCAAGAUUUGUGGCACCAGAGAGUACAGAUGUGAUUGUGGCACCCUUUUCUCAAGGAGGGACAGUUUCAUCACUCACAGAGCCUUCUGUGAUGCUUUAGCAGAAGAGAGUGCAAGAGAAAUCACAACCCAAAUACAACAACCAGGCACAUCAGGGUCCCAAUUAAUCAGUUUGCAACAACUAAACACCCAUGGUGGUCAUGUCCUCCAAGAACUUCCAGUCAAAAGAGAAGCAGAAUACAACCUUCUUUUCAAUCAAAAACCAGGUCAUCAUAACAAUAUCCCACCAUGGUUAGCUGGAGAAGCUGCUGCUGCUGCCCCAAGCCCCUCACAGACUAGUCUUUCUUCACCAUUGUUUUCAUCAAACACUUUAGAUAUUCCCCAGCCAUUUGGACACCAAGCAAACCCUAAUCCUCCCCUCUCUCACUUUCAAACACCAACUACUUUCCCACCCAUGUCUGCUACUGCAUUGCUGCAAAAAGCAGCUCAAAUGGGUGUGACCAUGAGCAGCAGCAACAAACCCUCCCCAUCACCUGAGCCAGCAGUCCAUAGGCCCCACCAAGUUCACAUGUCUGAAGCAAACGCUGGUACUACUACUGGUGGUCUGGGUUUGUCCUCAUGUGAAAGUGGGUUUGUCCCAAAUAAAGCUGCUGCCUCUGGUUUCAUGGAACUAGCAACUGCAAACACUGCAGCCCCUUCUUCUUCGUUUCUCCAUGAUAUGAUGACUUCUUUGUCAUCUGGGUUUGAUGGGUCGCCAUCUUUUGGUCAGGCUUUCAUUGGAAUGUUGAAUCCAAAAAGACCAAAGAAUACCCACUUUCAGGAAAGUAAUACUACUACUACUCCUUCAAAAUCAGCAGAUCAAUCUCAACUAAGCAGAAGUGAUGAUAGUUUGACGAGAGAUUUCUUGGGUCUAAAAGCAUUUUCUCACAGUGAGUUUCUCAAUAUGGUUAAUCUCGAUCACAUAAACUCUUCCUCCACACGUGAACAACAGCAGAAUCAGAACCAAACACCUUAGCAUUAAUUAGCUUCUUGUGGAAAAAAAAAACAUUUUCUUUCUUCCUGAUCCAUUUCCCUUCAUUUGUUCAGUUUGGAGCUAGCACUCCUUUUGUAGAGAGAGAGAGAGACAGUUUUUAAUUUCUUACAUUCUUAAGUUGUAUGGAUGCAAAGUUAAAUAGUGCAUGCUCUUCACUGUUCCUCGGGUUCUGAAUAUUGUCCUCAUUUAGUUAUAUUAAAUAUUCAACACA
Tripterygium wilfordii is the source of this 1956-nucleotide messenger RNA. Its product is annotated as protein indeterminate-domain 7-like. Bases 189 to 1727 code for a protein of 512 amino acids. Gene Ontology annotation, molecular function: DNA-binding transcription factor activity. NCBI's taxonomy places the organism in Eukaryota, Viridiplantae, Streptophyta, Magnoliopsida, Celastrales, Celastraceae. Gene Ontology annotation, cellular component: nucleus. The record is from RefSeq and is a predicted model, not a curated record. The transcript has 4 exons.